GCGGGGUCCUGCGGCGCUCGCUCGCGCUCGGGGGAGGCUGAGGCGGCGGUGGAAGCGACAGCAGCAAUGGCGGAUUUCGACGCUUAUGACGACCGGGCCUACAGCAGCUUCGGCGGCGGCCGCGGGUCCCGUGGCAGUGCUGGCCCUGGAUCACGCAAACAGAAAGAGCUGCCGGCAGAUCCCCCCUUCACGGCGUAUGUUGGAAACCUUCCCUUUGACACCGUCCAGGGAGACAUUGAUGCCAUCUUCAAGGAUCUCAGCAUCAGGAGCGUGAGACUAGUCCGAGACAAAGAAACAGACAAAUUUAAAGGAUUUUGUUACGUAGAAUUCGAUGAGGUUGAGUCGCUUAAGGAAGCGCUGACAUACGAUGGAGCACUUUUGGGUGACCGAUUGCUCCGAGUGGACAUAGCUGAGGGACGAAAGCAAGACAAAGGUGGUUUUGGUUUUAGAAAAGGUGGCGGCCCAGAUGACAGAGGCAUGGGCGGAGGUCCACGGGAAUCACGAGGAGGUGGAUGGGAAUCCAGAGAUGACUUCAGUUCCGCAGGCUUCCGAGAUGAUGACUUCUUGGGAGGCAGAGGCAGAACACGCCCAGGCGAUCGGCGAGGAGGCGGUCCACCAGUGGGAGGCACUGGUCGCUUUAGAGAUGGCCCCCCUCUUCGCGGGUCUUCCAUGGAUUUCAGAGAGCCAACAGAAGAGGAAAGAGCCCAGCGGCCCAGACUCCAGCUCAAACCACGGACGGUUGCUACCCCCCUCAAUCAAGUAGCCAACCCCAAUUCUGCCAUCUUCGGCGGAGCCAAGCCGAGGGAGGAAAUAGUAAAGGGAGAGCAAGAAUGAGCUUUGAGGGGACGCAAUUGGGGAACAGGGUUGAGGGAGGGACGGGGUGGGGGGGAAGGCGGGAUGGGAGAAAACGCAAGACAGCCCAGAGUGUCUCUACCUGUGCUCGAACAUCAACCCUGCGGCCACCAUUCCUAUCAUCUGACACUUCCUUAAAACAGAAAUGGGAAAACCAAACCCAAACCAGAGCUUGUGAAUGCAUGUCAGCUGUUAACAAGUGGUUUUUAGUACGUUCUUGGCUUUGCUGUAUCUAGUGCCUGCGUUGUCUUAAAAUUCUUCCCCCCGCCCCACCGACCCCGGAACACGGCUUUCAAGCCGCAAAAGCGCUCCCCUGUUUCACAGAUGUGAACUUCUGUAAACUGAGGUGCUACUCCAUCUUCCUUCCUCCACCUCUUCUUCCAAGAAACACAGUUCAAGUCUUCAGGCCUGUGGCGUAUCGUUCUGACUUCACGUGGUGCUUCUCUUCCCACUGCACGCUUGUACCCCCUUCUGCGGCCCUCGACUCAAAAGUCUCGGCCACGCAGAAGACACUAGAGCCCUAGAAUACCGCUCCCCCCUAGAUAGCUUACAUAAACACUGAAUUAAAAUUAAAAUCACCUUGGGUCACCCCUGGCACUAUGGAAUAGAUGUGAAGUCAUCGGUUGUGGGGAUCUGGUUUUUGGGUUUUUUUGAGGGGGGGUGGGGUUGCAGUCAGCUGUAAACAAUUUUUUUUUGAAAAUUUAAAAUGGCGACCAGAGCAGGGAGAGGCCAUCCAAACCAAGCCCCCGCUCAGAGCUCAUUUUUCCUCUGUUCCAAACACACAAAGUGGAAGAUGUGGCCUUUCUUCGUGUCUUGCCUUGUCCUGCCCGACACAGUUCUCUUUAGCUCUCACUGGCCAGUGCUGUAAAUCUGUGCCUGCCCCAACGACUGCCUCUUCCAGCUUUUCCUUUAAAAACCACACACACACACGUGCUUGCUACCAGCAUUUUAACUACUUUCUUAAAACCCAGGAAGUUUUAUUUUUUAUUUCAGCUUUGUUUGAAAGAGCAUUGGCCCUUUGCCGCCGGCAUUGGCUAUGUGUCUCUGUGCCCCUCGGCUCCCCCUCUGACAGAAUUUGGUUUAUGCUUGGGUUGGCCUCCCUCGCUGGGUUAUAUAGUGGAUUUUACAUACCCACCCCCCCCACCCCCAGUUGGCACUAAAAGACACAAAGGCCUGAUUAAUCAUCUCCCAGAGAGAUCGAGCUAACCCAAAUCUCCACGCCUCAAGGGAUUCUGCUGUGCUGUGAAAUUUGAACGGAGCUCGAGGGAAGGUAACUGGACCAUUUUAUGCCAUGUUGAGAGGGGAGAACAGCUUCUGUUAAGGUGCCCACGUCCGCCCAGGUUAUAAGGCUUCCAGUGUUCAUUCUGGGCAACAUGGACUCUGGUGCUACCCAAGGGAUCGAAGGAUAUCAGGCUGUCUCCUACAGACAGUAAAGCUCUAAAUCUCCAAGGUGUGAUCUCUCCCUCCCUCCUUUAAGAUAGCCUUGUCCAUUACGCAAAAACAGGGGUUAGAGGUCCAGUUAAACCCACAGGAUAGAACCCCCUCUUGGAAACAGACCAAUUUCAGCAAUGUACAGAAGUAGAAUCUUCUCUUUACUUCCCCGCCCCCCCGUCUGAAAAGCUGCUUUUGAGGAUAAGAACCAUUUGACUAACGCUAAUGUUCUUGGACAUGCAUUUUUGGUGAGGUUAAGUUCCAAACAGGAUCCAUCCAGUGACUCUCUCUUUUGUUCUGAAAUGUGGAAAAAGCCCCAAGAUUUUAAGAGCAGAAAAUAAUAAUAAAGGCUCCCAUGCAAAGCUCACUUAGAGUCAAGACAUGUUGACUUUUAAAUGUAUAAAAUAUAAAACAAACCUUCCAGACACUUAACACAUUCUGCUUCAUGACAAAGUAAAUUUAUGGAUAUGGUAUUUUGUGAAUGAUCUUUUAAAUAAAGAAAACAUUAAGUAAUAGUUAA
Messenger RNA from Sphaerodactylus townsendi, 2803 nucleotides. RefSeq names its product eukaryotic translation initiation factor 4H (gene EIF4H). The record is from RefSeq and is a predicted model, not a curated record. NCBI's taxonomy places the organism in Eukaryota, Metazoa, Chordata, Lepidosauria, Squamata, Sphaerodactylidae. The transcript is spliced from 7 exons. Gene Ontology annotation, molecular function: RNA binding. The coding region runs from base 67 to 834 and encodes 255 amino acids.